AAGCAUUUUGUUCCACCCGACUCCACCUGGAUAAUACUUAGGAUACUUAGAAUACUGGAUACUUAGGAGCGUCUUGCCAGACGCUUGGGUCAAGGAGAUAAAGCUGCAUUCCCUGCAAAUAGGCAUUUAGGAGGUGUUGUCGGUGGCUCUCGAAUCCGUAUUUUGCUCGGAUUGCCUGGUACGUUGUUGGCAGUUCACUGAAAUCCAGCAGCUAUCAGGAGAUAGUAGAUAAACUCCGGGACGUUAUGCAUGCAGCUAGCUUGGAGUAUUUUAUCAGCUGCCCUUGCAUCACUCGUUCCGGCCGCGGUUGCGACACCCUCCGAUAGGCGAAGCUCACCCUCGUAUCUCUUGUAAGACAGAUAGCAAGACUGGUCGGCACCCCGAGAUGGCUUCCAACGUCGGGACCGAGCACGCUCGUGUCGAGCAUUUGUUGACACGGUUUUUCCACCCGGAAACAUCAAAUGCAGAGAAACAAGCGCUCGAGGCGGAGAUGCGCGAGCUACAAAACACCAGCUUUACUUGGCAGUUUUGUCUAGCGAACAUGAAUCAAUUCAUGAAUCAGUAUUUGUGGUUCUUUUCCGUGCUGACGGUCGAGAAUACCGUAACACACCGGUGGAGCGAACUGACUCCGAUCGAGCGUCUUCAGCUACGCGAUGCGCUAUAUGCUCUCUACUCGGGCUAUGCGGUUGAUGUACCGGCGCUGCAGCGCGAGAAAGUUGCCCAACUAGUGGCAAUGGUCGGUCUGCGGCAGUUCCCGGACGAGAACCCACAAUACUUGGAUGACCUCCUGCAACUACUGCAGGCGAAGUUCAACCUCGGGCUUACGCUGUGCCGAGCUACCGGUGAUGUGAUAACGCGCAAUCACACCGAUGUACCGAGCGAGCGGCAAAAGCGGUUUGCCAACGCCAUCAAUCAACACAUUCCACAGUUGCUAGCGAAACUGACUGAGCAUUGUGCCUUUUUUGCCCAGCAACUGAAACACAAUCAAAGCAUUGAGCAAUCGGACUCCAUCGCAAGCCAUCUAACAGCCGGUGGGAUUGAGCUCAAACGCACGGAGCAGUACACGAUGGAGCUACUGCAAACGUUGCAGCAGUUUUUCACGUGGGCCCCACUGACAGCGAUGCAGGACACGUUGCUCUGCAGCAUCGCAUCCUUGGCACAAUGCGUGGAAGCAUAUCUGGACAUUGCGAUCGCCGCCCUAUCGACGCUGGCCGAGUUGCUGUACAGCCACAAGGUGUUCCCGCAGCGGGCGGCAAUGGUAGGUGCGAUACUGCCACUGCUGGCCCAACCCAACGUCUGGCAGGCGGACGAGAUGUACCAGGAUAAGCUGACGGAUAUUGUGCGCCUGCUGGUCGAACGCGACUGGUGCCAACGGUUUAAUGACAAAGAAUUUCCAGCGGCAGAAUUACUGCAGCACCUGCACACGUUUACAUUCAGCGCGUAUGGUGCGCUUGCGUUCGCCGAUCGGCUUAGUUGCUGGCGUCCGAUCGUCCGCAGUGGCCCGGAGGAAGAUGGUCUCGAUAUCACACGUCCGCGCGACGUGUGGCAGCAUGGAACGGGCAGGGAGCUGGUAAAUAAGGAACUACUGCGCACGAUCGGAAGUGCGAUCCAGGUGGUCGGAAGCUACACACUGUCCCGUAUGCUCUUCCAUCACGACAGCAAGCAGCUACUCGAAUCGCUCGACAACGAGGAAUUAGAUGAUAAUAGUGAAACGGAGCUGCAACAUUACUAUAAUCAAUGCCUGGAUCUGGUAGAACUGAUUGCCCAAUACCAUCCAGUUUACAUCACCAAUAUCGUGUUCGAGGUCAUCGGUAACACCGCCCUUCCCUAUCAGCAGGUGUUCGAGAUGUGCAAAAUUCUAAACCGGUUGCGCACUCCUAGCACACCACCGGAGCUGGUUGACCCGGCAAAUUUCACACGCAUCCGCUACCAGUUGCGAGACUUUUCGAGCAUAUGCCAGAUGCUGGUGCGGCUGUGUGCCCCACUACGUGGUAGAUAUCAGUCGAUCGAUGCCUCCAUCGAUUGGGUCAUUUCUGAUCAGCUGUGCCUUUUUCUUGCUAUUACCGACGAAGUGCCGGCUGAUCGGUUCUUCUGCCGCGCUGGCCCAUCCCUAGCGCGAGAUUUCGUUCAAAUUACCGCCCAGCUGUUGGUGUGCCUGCAGUCGCUGCUCCAGUUGGGCUCCGGAGAGCAACCGUCACCGCAUAAUGCGUACAUUGUGCAGCUCUUUAUGCACGUUGCUAGAUUGUUGGCACCGCUCGAGCGGCUGGAACAAAGCCAAUGGAGCAUACUGGCUUUGGCGGCAUCAAACUUCCUCUGCCACGCGAGCAGCAAACGGCAUCUAACGCAUUACCUGUUAGAGUGCAUGGAACCGCUGUACUCAACAAAGCUUUCACACCUCGACGUUUACAGUGCAAAGCGACUGAAUAAGGCCAUCUGUACAUGCUUCGUCAGCCCUUGGAUACAUCCAGUCAACCAGGAUGCUGCAGUGUGCCAGAAGCACGAACAGCUGUUAGCUCAGUAUGUUCUCACAAGGGCACAAGAUUUGCUUCGUCUCGAGCCAUCCGAUCCAGACUGGUGCCGUUUGCUCGCUACUGGAGUGCAAUCGGAGCAUGAACACCAAACGGCCGGGGCACAAAAUACCCCAGUGGGCACCAUUGAGAGCAUUAAGACGGAGAUCAGCUAUCUGACAGAUUUGAUCGAGAAUUUUUCCGACUACAACGGAGUGGUGAAAGAACGGCUCGUGAAUGCAUAUCGACCCAUCAUUGAGAAGGUUCUCGGGUUGUAUCAAGCGAUCAGUGCCGCCAGACAGACAACCGGUACCACUGCCUUCAUGCGGCAGCUGUUGGAUUUUUCUCACAGCGUGAUCAGCGUGCUGCAAGUGCAACUAGGUGAAACGUUCUUGCGUGUCAUAGUGCACGUGUUCGUAGACCGCUUUGAGAGUGCCACGGUGACGUGCCUUCGUUUGCAAUCCGUCAGCACACUGCUGGGCAUCUUUCAGUUGAUCGUGGACCACCCGCGUAGCUACCGUGACCUGAUGCCCGCUAUAAUCGACUUUAGUGUGUUUACUGUAUGGCCGCUGUUUCGGGACCAAAGUGAAGUGAUUUUAGACGAGAAACUGCGGGAUGAGGUGUGCCAGGCGCUGUUUAAAAUUUUUCACUCGUUGCUGCACGAGAGAUUUGAGCUGUUUCGGCCAUCAUCCAAUGGCAGUGGUGGUGAUUUAGCCACCGUAAGAGAUUCCCAAAGACUUGAGGCGAUCCUAAACAUCUACGGACUUGUUAUCAUGGGAUCGAGCGAUGCUCAGCUUGUUAACGAGGUGCUCCAGUCGAUGCAAGCGAUCCAGGAACGUUGGCAACUGUUUCAGCUGCCAGUCUUCCGUACGCAGUUCCUUGGUUCUUUUGUGACAACGCUGCUCCGGAAGCUGGUCGCUGCUGACGGCAUGCUUUAUUCUGGGGCUAUAAUGAACCUGCUUUACUCUAUGACUCGAGCAGGGGACGAUUGUAAGCAAGAUCAGCUUGACGCGGCCAUCCAAUCCUUGAUGCUUGCACCGGACGCAGCAAACGAGCUAAAUUCUGUGAUGAAAGCAACGGACUACCCUACGUUUGCACAGCAGCUAGACAUCUUCAUUCAUGAUAUGCACAUACAACAAAAGCAGUAACCGGUGGUGGUAUUCCUAUUGACAGAGAACAUUUUCUCGCUCCUGUUAACGCUUAACAGGAGCGCGCGCCGAACAAAUUCUCUCCUGUUAGACAUUUAACAGGAGCGAAUUCGAGCUCCGGAACUUGACUCUAAUUCCUUCCUGUUAAAUGUCCAACAGGAGAGAAUUUGUUCGACGCGCACUCCUGUUAAGCGUUAACAGGAGCGAGAAAAUGUUCUGUCUCAUCGGGAUUCUUACCGUUUUUAUCCGCCAAUUGCGCGAAAAUUAAUUAAAGUAUUGUAAAUUGAUUCUUAGACCUAAGAGUGUUUCUACACACAGCCAAAAUUUGCGCUGCGAGAGCGCAAUUGCCG
Molecule: messenger RNA, 4005 nt
Organism: Anopheles aquasalis
Lineage: Eukaryota; Metazoa; Arthropoda; Insecta; Diptera; Culicidae
Gene: ebo
Product: exportin ellipsoid body open
Biological process (GO): protein export from nucleus
Molecular function (GO): nuclear export signal receptor activity
Source: RefSeq, a predicted model, not a curated record